AUGGCGGGCUCCGGCGAGUCUACCACCACAGAUACCCCCAACAAUUCCUCACCGCCAACGACCACCGCCGCCAACGUCGACACUGAGGCGGUCCAAAAGCUACCGAACGGUACACAUGCACCGGAUGUACCUGCAACACAGCAACCUUCUGCAACCACGGUUAUGACAAUCGAGAAGCCCGAGUUUGACGAUUUCGGCCUGCCCAUCAGACGAUACAUACCCCCACCGCCCGAAGAGACCGAUCAGACGACUGACGUCCAUCCCGGCCUGCAGCAGCCCGUGGACGCGCCACCACGAGAGGAAAGGAAGGUGGACGAUACCGAAGAAACAAAGGCGGCUGAAGACAAACCAUCAGUUGAGAAUGAUGCCUUGUCAGAGAGCGACGAUGAUGACUUCAAAGAUGCACAGUCCGAGCAGCUCGCUACUGCCGCUGCCUCGGGAGUCAACUCUAACGCCCCGUCGACCCCUGUGACGUCCAACCUGGACAAGGGAGACAUGAAGGACAAGCCGUUGCCGACAAGUUCCAGUAAAAAAGAGAACAAAGCUCAUGGUGCCCUAAGUAACGUAGGGAAAAUGGGGGAGGAGGCCGGCCAAUCACCAGAGCCAGCCACCGAAAUGCAUACGGCGGACAAGCAGUCGAUAGUGGAAGAGAAGUCGACGGAAGAGAACGCAGGCAAAGACAAGAGUGCCACAGUCAACACUGAGGCAAACCAGUCAGAUGAGAUGAAGCCACAGCUAUCACCACCUACUGUUAAGCUGAGAGAGGAGCGGCCAGAAUCUCCAGUGAAACUGGUUGACAAGGCAGAUGAGCCAGGACUCAAGGGAGCCGAGCCAACACCCCCAAAGGCCCACGACCACCACAGAGACAUGAGCACAGCUAGCAACGGGCUUAUAUCAGAAUUUUCGCACCAGCAGCUGACGUCGAAUAAAAAGGAGGAAGAUGACAAGGAGGAUGAUGAAUGGCAAACGAUGCCAUCAUAUGCGCCCUAUGACAUUUAUGACGAUGACAAUAGGUUGGUCGCAAAGGAGUAUACCGCCGAAGAAGAGGAGGAAAAGUACGGUUACGGUGGGCUCGGAGGCGCAGGGAAAGGAUAUACCCGGGUAGUCAUGGACGACGAUGUGGAAUCAGCGACGAGCAUGGACGACAAUACCCAGUACCUCUUCAAAGAAGUUAAGGGCACAGGCAUUGGCGAGGACGACAGCGAGGCACGUGAUGCCGUUUCCCAGAUGCAGGCGACCAAGGACCUGCUCACCGAAGGGCAGAGAGUCGCCUACGUGGGACUAACAAGGCUGGAGAUCCACAACAUGGUCAAAGCGGCCGAGAGUGUCGAACACACGAGGUCUACGAAGAAAGAGGUCAACAUGUCCGCCGAAUCAACAAAGAUGUGGGGACAGAAGAUGAUGGUCCGCCUGUACUCGCACAUGGACAUUAGCUCCGCGGAGCAGAUCAUGGUUGAGCAGCUGAGCGACCACGGCGUCGUGCCCUCCGACUUGACGCCAAUAUUGAUGGCUAAUGCACGAGUCAAAAAUCCCAUGGCUGAGGAUGCGCCCCCGAACUCGGGUUCCUGCUCGUCGCCAAAUUCGCUCCCGCCUCCCUCGCCGGCCCUUUCUCAUGACGAAAUUGCCGCCGAGGCGCCCCCGCCAUACGAAAUUCACGAGGGAGAGGAGCUACCACCCGUCAAGACUCCGGCCCAGAUGGUCACCUCUGACAAGAUUGACAUUGACUUGCGAUGGACCGUGCUGUGCGAUCUCUUCCUGCUCUUGAUUGCCGACUCUGUGUAUGAUUGUCGGUCUAGAAUACUGUUGGAGCGAGUCGGCAAGAGUCUUGGCAUUGAAUGGUUGGAUGUUAGGAAAUUUGAAAAGAAGGUCACGGAUGCUCUGGAAAUGCAGCAGGCGGCUGAAAAGGAAAACUGGAACGAGGACGAACAUAUGGAGCUUAGGAGAAAACAAGCUCUUAGGAAACGUUAUAUGAUGAUGGGUCUAGCUACAGUCGGCGGCGGCCUGGUCAUCGGCUUGUCGGCUGGUCUGCUUGCUCCUGUCAUCGGUGCUGGUUUGGCGGCAGGAUUCACCACCAUUGGAGUGACCGGAACGUCAACGUUUCUGGGAGGAGUCGGCGGAGCUGCGAUCAUUACGUCCAGCGCAGCAGCUUCUGGCGGUGUCAUCGGUGUUCGAGCCGCGGACAGGCGAACGGGAGCCGUCAAGACGUUCGAGUAUCGUCCGCUACACAAUAACAAGCGGGUCCAUCUUGUAGUGACAGUGGCCGGAUGGAUGACGGGCAAGGUGGAUGACGUCCGCUUGCCGUUCAGCACUGUGGAUCCCAUCAUGGGUGAUAUAUACUCGGUUCAUUGGGAGCCCGAAAUGUUGAGAAGUAUGGGUGACACCAUCAACAUUCUUGCGACAGAGGCUCUUACCCAAGGUCUUCAGCAAGUGUUGGCAAGCACCAUCCUGACAAGUUUGAUGGCCGCCCUGUCAUUGCCAGUCGUUCUAACGAAGCUGGCGUACUUGAUUGACAAUCCAUGGAGUGUGUCCCAGGACAGGGCUUGGGCCGCCGGUCUGAUCCUGGCAGACUCUUUGAUUGAUAGGAACUUGGGAACACGCCCGGUCACCCUUGUUGGAUACUCACUCGGAUCGCGGGUGAUUUUCUCCUGCCUCCUGGAGCUGGCCCGAAAGGGGGCGUACGGUGUGGUGCAGGACGUCUACCUAUUCGGAUCGCCCCUUAUCAUCAAAAAGGACGAGUACUUGCGAGCACGCACUGUUGUCCCAGGGAGAUUUGUGAACGGAUACAGCAGUAACGACUGGAUUCUAGCUUACCUCUUCCGACUGACCGGCGGUGGCCCUCGUAGAGUAGCCGGCCUGGCCCCCAUCGAAGACCUUCCUUGGAUUGAGAAUUUUGACGUGACGGAGUUCGUCAAAGGCCACAUGGAAUAUCGAAAGGCUAUGCCGCGUCUCCUUCGAGAAUGCGGAUGGCUUGUGGAGAGCGACGAGUUUAGCGAGAUUGAAGACCCAGACCCGGACAACCACCAGGAGCGCCAACGUGAGCUCAUCAACGAGAUUGAAGAAGCCCGCAAGGAACUCGAAAGGGAAGGGCAGAAGAAGAAGAGUAGAUUUUCCAUCUUCGGGCGGGGGAAGAAGGCGGAUAAAGAGAAGUGGGAGAUUUACGAAGACUCGACCAAGGACGGAAGCAAGCCGAACCCGAGGACAGAAGAUCAGGAGGGCAAUAAUCAUGGAGUGUUGUUCGACGUGGAGGCCAUGCGGGCGGAGCUAGCAAGGGAGAAGGACACAUCGACGAAAGAUGACCCCAAGGACUUCGAGGUGAAGGAGCUGAAGUCUACGCUUCCGCCGAUGAAGCUUGACUUGAGCUCGUCCAAUUCGUCGCUGAAUCCGCGGGACGCCCUACGUGAAACAAAGAGCGCGUGCGCCGUACCGGGUCGUGCCUCGUACGAGACCACUGGCUCGUAUUCUCACACGCCGGAGCGGACACCGACGUUCCACUCGAGCCAGAUGUUCUCACCGACGCAAAGAGCCGUGUCGCCGUACCACGCAGCGCCGUCCCCGCUCGAGGAGGUCGAGAUGACAUUCGAUACCUCGUUUCACGACCCGCCGCCGGCGCCUCGGCCUCCCCCGAAAGAUGACCUCCCUGGUCGGCCGGAGAUGAAAUCGGCUCAGACGGCGCCCAGCAUGGGAGUACCAAACCCGUGGGCAGAUAUUGACGAUGAUGACGACUUUGGUAAGGAGAAGGAGAUCCAGAUGACUUUUGCAUAA
Messenger RNA from Colletotrichum graminicola M1.001, 3762 nucleotides. RefSeq lists its product as uncharacterized. Bases 1 to 3762 code for a protein of 1253 amino acids. The transcript is spliced from 2 exons. NCBI's taxonomy places the organism in Eukaryota, Fungi, Ascomycota, Sordariomycetes, Glomerellales, Glomerellaceae. The record is from RefSeq and is a predicted model, not a curated record.